GCUUGUAUCAGAGUAGAAGAAUAACCAAAGUUACUGAGAACAUAUUUGUGAUUACCAGUAGAUUUUAAACAAAUAUUAGGUUUGAUUUUAUAUUUUAUUAAUUGUUAUUAUUAGUGGUUAAAGUAUAUUAUCAGAAUGGCAGGACGUGGUAGAGGAAGAAGCAAACCUUCCAUGUCAUUUGGCACAGAACAACUGGGCUUUGCUAAAGGAGAGGCACUACCGCCACCAGUCUUACAACCUCCACCAAAAUAUCCUCCUUUAGAGUACAAACCAUUACCUUUGCAUAUUACUACAGAAAUGAGCUAUUUAUUGGAGUUAAAGAGAGAAUAUGCAGAAUAUAUGAAAGAGUCACCUAACAAUGUUUUGCCUUUUGUAAUUAAAAAAGAUAUCGAGCGGUAUUCAGAUCGGUACCAAGAUUUGAUUACUGAUAAAAGUAGUUACGAGAUUAGAUACGAUUGGACCCGAAUGCCAAUAGAAUUAAAGCCUCAAAUGCGAAAACGUAAAGGACAAAAGUGUGAAGAUGUACAGAAGAAACGACAGAAUGUUGACAUAGAAUUAAAAUUGCAAGAAUUAGAGAAGAAGGAGAGUUUGCAACAAAUUGAUGCAGAAGAAGAGGGAAAGGAGGAAGAAGAAACAGAAGAGAAAGAUGAAGAACAUGUGGAAGAUGAAGAAGAAGAAAUGGACGAGGAAAUGGACGAGGGAACCGAUUACGUAAACAAUUAUUUUGAUAACGGAGAGGGUUACGAUGAUGAAGACGAUAAUUUAGACGAUGGACCUAUUUAUUAACAUAUGAGUUUUUAUAAGAAUCGAAAUUUUCUCUCUGUUUUCAAUUAUUGGACUAAAAUACUUAUAAAUUAUUUUUUAAUGUUUAAAUAUCGCAAGAUCUAAUGCGCUCGCUCAUAUUUUUUUA
Messenger RNA from Eufriesea mexicana, 910 nucleotides. It is a transcript of the gene Polr3G, whose product is annotated as RNA polymerase III subunit G. The record is from RefSeq and is a predicted model, not a curated record. Gene Ontology annotation, biological process: transcription by RNA polymerase III. The transcript has a single exon. NCBI's taxonomy places the organism in Eukaryota, Metazoa, Arthropoda, Insecta, Hymenoptera, Apidae. Bases 136 to 786 code for a protein of 216 amino acids. Gene Ontology annotation, cellular component: RNA polymerase III complex.